CUCAAGGCGGCUCCAUCGGCGCGUUUCCGAGCGGAUGGGAGCGCCAUGGCUGCCCUGGCGCCGCCGCAUCCGAAGCCCCGCUGGGCAGACCUGGUGGAUUCCUCCCAGGAGGAGGUGGCGGAGCUGAACCCGUUGCCGUCGCCGCCGUUACGCCAAAACUCGUUUCAAGACUCCCAGGCCUCGCAGCAGGCUUCGCAGCAGGCCUCGCAGACCAGCAUUUGCGAGCUGCUGCAGAACAAGGCGGACCUCUCGGCCCUGUCACAGGAUCUGGGCCCGGCCUCGCCUUUGGCGCAGAUUCCAGAGGCGGAGGCUGCAUCAAGCUCUGCGGCGCCCUCUGGCGCGCUCCAGACAGGCGCCCGCGCGCCGCUGUCCUCAGUGCUGCUGCCGGCCGCCGCCAGCGGCGCCGCCGGCGCGCGGAGGACGCGGAAGCGGGGCCCCAACGGCGGCGUCGCGAGCCAGGCCUCGCCAGGGACCAAGCGCCAGCGGUACCGCUCUCGGAAGGCGAGUUCCAUCUCCCGGGACGAGGAGGAUGGCCGCGAGCGCGUGCUCACCGAGGAGGAGCAGGAGCAGCGACGCCAGAAGCGGCGCAUAGUCGUCGCCUCCCAUAAGCGGCGACCGGACUACUUGGCCUUUGCGGCCAGCAGGCCCAGGGAGGUGCGGGAGGAGCAUGAGCCGAUGACACCAGAUCCGGAGCAGAAUCUCAGCAAGCGGCCGUGGGAAGCUACGGUGCAGAAAUGGCGCCAGGGCUUGCGUGAGUGGCACAAGACGCACGGUGGUGGGGAAAAUGAGGAGCUGGAUGACAUCAGUGACCCGGACUGAGGCGCAUGGAAUCCCACCCUCAGAGGCGUUUCACUCACUUGCUGAAGUGUCAGCCUUGGGCAUCCAUGCCUGGCUGGUGAUUGGACACUUGCUCGUGGUAUCUCCUUGUUUUGUGG
Molecule: messenger RNA, 935 nt
Organism: Effrenium voratum
Lineage: Eukaryota; Dinophyceae; Suessiales; Symbiodiniaceae
Source: the annotation of a GenBank genome assembly